Drosophila gunungcola (fruit fly) is the source of this 626-nucleotide messenger RNA. RefSeq lists its product as uncharacterized. The record is from RefSeq and is a predicted model, not a curated record. Lineage: Eukaryota; Metazoa; Arthropoda; Insecta; Diptera; Drosophilidae. Bases 95 to 607 code for a protein of 170 amino acids. The transcript has a single exon.
ACGAUACGUAUCACAUUGAUAAAAGCAAUUUUUUUCUUCUUACUACAAUAUAAACAUAGUUUCCAAUAAUAUCCUUGUCAUAUUUACCGGUCACAUGGGACUUAAACCACAAUGUUGGCCCGUCAAGGAGAAGAUAUUUAAAUUUUUCUGCCGGGGCGUAUACGAAAGAAAGAAAACAAGACCGCAAACUCCAAAGCUCUACUACCGCAAUUAUGGCCAAAACCACUCGUACGCCUUCUUUCACAUGGAACAUGACCUGCGUGUCUUCUUCAUGACGAUUGGUAGGAGUCGGCUGCACCAUUUGGAUUGGUUUCAAGUGGAUAAAAUGGGGAAAUUCUUCCGAAACGAAACACCCAUCUACGACUAUCACACCAGUUUCGUCUGUGUUAACAAAGAGAACCGCUUUCUACACAGACUGCUGAAAGAAUGCAUGGAUAAUGGGGCCAUGUUUAACACGAGUCUUGACCACUAUCCCGAAAUGAUGGUAUUGCAUUUUCCCCAGACCAAAACGCCAACCUAUACGGUUUCCUUUGGUGACAGCACGCUAUAUUUUAACUGGCUAAUAUGUUUUCUUGGGCUGUUCCUGCUGUUUUGCUGCCUGAAAUAAACCCAUAUUUACAACACAA